Penicillium antarcticum is the source of this 231-nucleotide messenger RNA. RefSeq lists its product as uncharacterized. The transcript is spliced from 3 exons. NCBI's taxonomy places the organism in Eukaryota, Fungi, Ascomycota, Eurotiomycetes, Eurotiales, Aspergillaceae. Bases 1 to 231 code for a protein of 76 amino acids. The record is from RefSeq and is a predicted model, not a curated record.
AUGCGUCUUGGAUUGGGCAUUGCCCUUUUCAUAGGGGUCACCAUUGCUAUUCCCUAUGUUGGUGUCCAGGAAUACCAAGAAGAUAUGCAACAGCCCGCGAGUUCAUCCGCAUCCACAUCCGCAUCCAUGUUGAUGCCGAUGAAAAGGGCGACAUCUACCGCUCAGGCCACCCCUUCGGCUUCAGUAGAAGCCCAGAAACGAAUGCUUCCGUAUGAAUAUGAACUCCUGUAA